Poecilia latipinna (sailfin molly) is the source of this 4381-nucleotide messenger RNA. RefSeq names its product dopamine beta-hydroxylase (dopamine beta-monooxygenase) (gene dbh). Gene Ontology annotation, biological process: norepinephrine biosynthetic process; octopamine biosynthetic process; dopamine catabolic process. NCBI's taxonomy places the organism in Eukaryota, Metazoa, Chordata, Actinopteri, Cyprinodontiformes, Poeciliidae. Gene Ontology annotation, molecular function: copper ion binding; dopamine beta-monooxygenase activity. The record is from RefSeq and is a predicted model, not a curated record. The coding region runs from base 973 to 2817 and encodes 614 amino acids. The transcript is spliced from 12 exons. Gene Ontology annotation, cellular component: secretory granule membrane.
UGCUGAAGAUCACACAUUAUGGAAAAACAAAUCAUGAAAACAAGUAAAUAAAUCAAUCCUUAUUUUAAUUCAUGAUGUAUUUUUCUACUGUAGCAAACCUUUUUUCACUAAACACCCCUCUCACAGUGACUUUACUAGCCUAGUAGAUCACAUCACUUCUCCUUUUGAAAACCUGUAUUGACAGUUAGAUUAGGUCUUCUGUAGCCUCAGGUAUAGGUUAAGGAGGACGUAAUGCCUUAAUGCCUUGUUUACACAUCGCCCAAGCUCCCACUGCCCCCGAAAUGUUGUUUGAAUCAAUGGGGGUUGGGGAGAGCGCAGCUUCUAGUGUUGGUAGAAUAUAUAGAAAACAUUUACAUGUAGAAAAACAAAUAAUUUUGGUGAUUUGCUUACCAAAGGAGAACAGAAAGAACAAUAAACUUAAGUUAGUCCAAUUUGAUGGUCAUUGAUAAUGCCCAUGGCUGGAUUUGGAUCAAUUAUGGUCUGGCAGACGUGCAGAAUCAUGACCGAUCCCCAGGGCUUAAAGAACACAAUUCAAUUUUCCUCAAUAAAUGUAAUACCAUUAGGCUGGAUAAAAACAGGCAACUUACAAGGGAGGAGUCUUUUAAAAAGCAAAGAGGUGGAUGAGGUCGGAAGAGACCUAGCGGUUGUUCAGAGGAAAGAGGACACCAACAGAGGAUCUCACCAGAUAAAUAGAAAAGAAGAAGUGCAGAUGCUUCACAGAAGGUCAAACUUUGUCUAACAUUACAGACGGAGAGGGCAGAACACAGAAAGAAAGCGGGUCUGUUAUGUCACACGAACCCUGAAAUCAAACAAGACAAAUGCGAGCGUAUUAGUCUGGAGGAUUACAUCAUUUUUAUAGCAAGACUGGAGAAAAAGUUCCCUCGCAGUUUGUUUCUCGGCCUAAACUUCAGUUCAACUUCGGCAAGAGAAGUAAGGAAAAGAAAAACAACUUGAAAGGAUCUGUCCGCCAGCAUGAGGAUCUUCAGCAAAGACGUCCGCCUUCAGGACUUCACCAUCAUGUAUUUCACUGGCCUGGCUGCCCUGAUGGUCAUCCUAGUGGCUUCGUAUCAGGCGCCCUCCAACGCCGUCGACGUGUCCAGCCUAAAGCCGAGCCCUUCCAGUUCUCUGCCACCUCUCCCCAUGCCUUUCCGGAUGCCUCUGGACCCACUUGGAAACCUGCAGCUGGCCUGGAACAUCAGCUACGCCACCCAGGAGGUCUACAUACAGCUGAGGGUUGCAGAGCUCAGACAUGGGGUGGUCCUGGGGAUGUCGGACCGCGGUGAACUCACCAACGCAGACCUGGUGGUGCUGUGGGACAAUGGAACAAGGAGCUACUUUGGGGACGCAUGGAGUGACAGCAAAGGCCGUGUGUCACUGGAUAGCCAACAAGACUACGAGCUGAUUGAAGCUAAACAGAAAGCUGAUGGAUUUUACUUGCUCUUCAAAAGACCUUUUAGUACCUGUGAUCCCAGAGACUACGUCAUAGAGGAAGGAACCGUGCACGUCAUCUAUGGCUUGUUGGAUCAACCACUUGCCUCUCUUGGAGAUCUGAACCUAUCCAGAAUCCACAUGGGGGUGCAGAGAGUGUUGAUGCUUCGCCCUGACAUGCCGUCUCCCACUCUGCCUCCAGAGGUGAAGACAAUGGAUGUUCUUGCUCCAAAUGUCAUCAUACCAAACCAAGAAACUACCUACUGGUGCUACAUCCAGAAGUUGCCUGAUGACAUGUCCAAGAACCACAUUGUCAUGUAUGAGUCUGUGAUAACUCCAGGUAACGAAGCCAUCGUGCAUCACAUCGAAGUGUUUGAGUGUGCACCAGAUCUGCGGGAGCUACCACAGUACAGCGGCUCCUGUGACGACAAGAUGAAACCCAAAAAGCUCAACCUCUGCCGCCAUGUGCUGGCUGCGUGGGCAAUGGGGGCCGAGGCUUUUUACUAUCCUCCCGAUGCAGGCCUGGCCAUAGGUGGACCUGGUUCCUCAAGGUUUCUUCGCCUGGAAGUCCAUUACCACAACCCUCUCCUUAUAUCUGGCAGGCAUGAUUCAUCUGGGAUACGACUGCAUUACACUCACAACCUGAGGCGGUACGAUGCAGGGAUCAUGGAGCUGGGCCUCGUUUACACUCCUGUCAUGGCGAUCCCUCCAAAGCAGCAUACCUUCUAUCUCACUGGGUAUUGCACAUCUAAGUGCACCCAGACUGCUUUGCCUCCGGGAGGUAUCUAUGUGUUUGCCUCCCAGCUGCACACCCACCUGGCUGGCCGUGGGGUCAGAACAGUUUUGGUGAGGGGAGGGAAAGAGCUGGACGUGGUACAGGAAGACCAACACUUCAGUACAGAGUACCAGACAAUCCGAGUUCUGAAGAAAAUGAUAAAUAUUUUACCAGGCGACGUCCUUAUUACAAAGUGUACUUACAACACAGAGGACAGGAGCAAGCCUACAGUGGGAGGUUUUGGCAUCAUGGAGGAAAUGUGCGUCAAUUAUAUUCAUUACUACCCUCGGACUCAACUGGAGCUCUGCAAGAGCCACGUUGACCCAGGGUACUUGCAGAAAUAUUUUAGCUUCAUUAACAGGUUCCAUGGAAAUGACCAGUGUGUGUGUGGCGAUGUUGGUGUGACAGAUCAGUACGCUCAGCUGCACUGGGACGAUUUUGCCGGAGAAGUGCUGGACUCUCUUUAUAACACGGCUCCCAUCUCCAUGCACUGCAAUCAGUCCACUGCACGCCUCUUUCCUGGUGAAUGGGAAAAACAGCCCCUGCCAGAAGUCACCUCCAUCCUGCCAAAACAUCGCUACCCCUGUGAAGGAGGUGCAGAGUCGUACAGCUGAGCCGGCGCCGCUCCAGUCUGAGCAGAAACAUCUGGAGUAGUUUGAGGACAGGGAGCGACCAGCGGACCAACAGGAGAUUAAAGAGGAUUAUUAAAUGUGACUUAGUUUGAAUCGAGUUUUAUCUCUACAUUAGCUGAUAAAUAGCAUCCACUGCUUACUGUAAUUAUAUGCCUGUGCAGACACCCACCAGCUGUGUUUAUUAUUAGUGCAUACUAAUUAAGCUAAUCGCAGUGUUGUUCAUGUGUUACAUCUAAUGAAAAAUGACAGUGAGAUAUUUGACAUCAGAGGUCUGUCAAUGUAAAAACAAAAACAAAACAUAAAAGCUAUCCAAAAAUUAACAGAAAAAGUUUGUUCCAUUUCUCACGAUUCUGUUAAAUUACAACUAAAGCGUUGCAUUUGUCAUAUAGUUAAAUAAAUAAAUAUUGUAUGUUACAGUAAAAUGUUGGAUUACCUUCCAGUCUUUUCCGUAUUUGAUUGUUCCUAUGGAGGUUUUGUUUUUGAAAAGAAAAAUGCACAAAGUGCUUUAGGUAAAAUCACAUUUUAUUAAUAAAGAAAUUCUCUUCAACACAAGUAACAAGUCUAGAUUGACAUCAAUAAUUUACUUUGACUGUUUCUCUUUGCAUGACUCAUUUGUUAUUUAAAGUCAGCGCUGACUUUAAAUAACGAUUAAUUAGUAAACAUUUUGUGCUUGAUGUGCAGCAGCAAGCAUCAGAGAGAUAUACUAGAGUGAUGCUAAGCAACUUAUAAACCCUUCCAGUGACUAAAGGGCACCUUAUGUUUUAAAGGCUCAGUUACAGAGUAAAGAAUUUAUUACAUAAAGAGCACGAAGAGCAUGUAAUAAAGUAGCAUUACUCCUACAACUUUUACUCCAUACUCAGUAACUUUAUAUCGACGAUGCGGCUAUUUGCCACUUCUGAAGAUUCUUGUCUGGCAAAAAUAAUCUUAAUUAUGAGGUAAUCAAAAUGUCAGUGUCACUGAAGCUGUGUUUUUAUUAUGCUAGCCUGAAACUUCAGCCCUACAAUUUAAUGACCCCGAAUCCUCAACCAGAGAUUCUUCAAACACGGUUAAAACUCGGCAUUCUGCAGUCGUGAAUGUUAGUCAGUCUCCAAUUCUCUUAUUCUUUGAAAUUGAAUUAACGUCUAAAUUGUAGCAAUUAGUUUAACAAACUAAGCCGACGCCACUCACAGAGCAGCAGCCUCCAUUCUUUUAACCUUAAAAACUCUGAUGCACAUUCCUGAAGGGUUAUGGCUGUUUUCGUUUCUGUCUUGGAACAUUGAAACAUAACAGAAAUAGAUUAAAACCUUGAAAUAUUCUCUCUUCUGCCCUUUCACAUCCAUUUCAAAGGAUCAGAGUAAUAUCAAAAACUGAAAGCUUCCAUAUCGCAGCCAUUUUCUUAUGUAAAUUUCUACUUUGCUCAUCUGUUUGUAAUUUGACGUAGACUAUAUAGAUGCAGGAUGCUAAGUCCAGUUCUCAGACUUACCAGUAAAAAGUUGCAACUUAAGAUACAGUAACACUUUGAUUUUAGGAGAGCUGAGGUUUAACAAUGUUUGAAAAAGUUUUUUUU